AUGCCUGAACGUUCAGGCUGUGACACCAAUUUUAUACACUUUUCCGAGUCAUAUCACAAAAUCACGAAGCAAGAACAGUUUGAGGAUCCCGAGUUGAAGAGAGUCCUCGCACAGAAUAUAUACGACAACCUAAAAAACAGCAUCGCCUAUUUGGAAGAGACCCAAUAUAACCCGUGCGAGUGCAAUCAUUGCCGAAGCGAUAUAGCAGAUGUUCCAUUGGAAGAUACAGAGCUCCUCAAGAACGUCCCAACCGCCAAUCUAAUUUUCAAAGAGGAAAGUGCAAAGUGCAGCGUAGAAGACACAAAAAUCACCCCAAAUAAUCUAUCUAAUAUAAACCCAGUGGAGGGAGAAACUUCUGUCCAUUCCAAAACUUACAAUAUAUUGAAGAACCAGAAGGAUAAUUUAGAAAUUCAUCAGAUCAUUCCCCCUCUGAUGUAUGAUAGCUUCUCCGAGUUUACCCCCCGUAGUGACUCUCACCAUAAAAGUCCAAGUCUACCCAAAGAAGAAGACAAAAUGAACAACAACAGAUAUGGAGAAUAUUCACCAAUGGACGGGUUUGGAUACAACCACCGCAACUCCAUGGACGCAAAUGGGUUCAGCACAAACACGUAUAAUAGAGAGCUUCCAAAUUUAACCAUGCAGCAACAUAAUAUGCAUGGAAGGAACAACCUCAUGUUCGAAGAUGGUAACAUUCCAUAUGGUCUCUAUGGACAGUCGAACUAUACAGGAACAAAUUCUCUGACGUAUGGAGGUGUUAACCCCUCGCAUGACCCCAAAGCGAUGUAUAGGAGGAACCAUGAAACGAACGAGCCGUUUUAUAAUAACUACCCGAUGGGCAGUGGAAUGGGUUACAAUACGCCCUUCCUUCCCCCACAGGCAUACUACCCAAACAUGAAACGGAAUUUAACGAAAGAGGGAUACACACACGGGUGUCAUUACAUGAACAACCCGAGUAACAAUGGUGCACUCUCCAAAUAUCCUUCAGAAAGUGUCGCGGAUAAGAGUCCCAAAAAAGAAUCGUGCAGGAAAAACCUCUCGAAGGUGAAGAAGGGCGAUAUAGACAUCAACAUAGAAACGUCUUCCUCCAGUCGAAAGGGGGUUAUAAUAGAUUUGAACAUCGGCAUGGGGAAUUAG
This is a messenger RNA of Plasmodium knowlesi strain H, 1134 nucleotides long. RefSeq names its product conserved Plasmodium protein, unknown function. Bases 1 to 1134 code for a protein of 377 amino acids. Lineage: Eukaryota; Apicomplexa; Aconoidasida; Haemosporida; Plasmodiidae. The transcript is spliced from 3 exons. The record is from RefSeq and is a predicted model, not a curated record.